Gigantopelta aegis is the source of this 3399-nucleotide messenger RNA. RefSeq names its product E3 ubiquitin-protein ligase TRIM7-like. NCBI's taxonomy places the organism in Eukaryota, Metazoa, Mollusca, Gastropoda, Neomphalida, Peltospiridae. The transcript has 3 exons. Gene Ontology annotation, cellular component: nucleoplasm; chromatin. Gene Ontology annotation, biological process: positive regulation of DNA-templated transcription. The record is from RefSeq and is a predicted model, not a curated record. Bases 344 to 2038 code for a protein of 564 amino acids. Gene Ontology annotation, molecular function: ubiquitin-protein transferase activity.
ACCCACUUUGUGGUUCAUGUACAGCAUAAAAAUAGCUCACGGCUUUGUCAUACCGCCUGUUGCAAGUCACGCCCUCCUUUCAUCCGGUGUGUACAUGUAUCUUAGUUACUAUCUUAGCCGUGAGCAGCUGUAUGUUGUUGUGUAGUGCUCAUAUGUGGCUCGUACUCCAGUUUAUUUGUAUAAAAUGAAUUCAUCUAACACUUGUGAUCCUCCUCUGUUUCACCUGCGAUCCUGCGACAACCACGACGCCGUCUAAACUGGAUACAGCCCUCGAAGUCUUCUGGUCGCCAAUACAGACGUGAACAUUUACAUGGUGGAAGCCAUCUGGAAUAGCGCAUAAGACAUGGCCACAGCGUCCUCCACAGACGACCAAAUCUCCUGCAGCCUCUGUUUGGAGGUAUUCACUGAUCCGCGCGGACUUCCCUGUGGACACACAUUUUGUUUGAUCUGUCUCCAAAAUCACAUCGACGCCAACAACACAGAUGAAACUUUCGUGUGUCCAAACUGUAGGGACGUGGUCGGUAUCCCUGACAACACACAAUCUACAUCGACUAGGGCUUCACAGUUCAAACGAAACCUCGCACUCGUGGACGCCAUUGGUCUCAUCAAACAAUUUAAAAUACGAGAUAACUCAAGAGUGCCUACUCCACAAGACCCAAAUAGACUGGUAAUUGAAUCUUCCUGUGAAAUGAUAAAGAAAUUCAGUCAUUUUAUAGAACACCAGAUGACGUCAGACAUUGAAAGACUACAGCGAAGCGUCUACAUCAGCGCGACACAGACUGCGGCUCAGAUGCAGAGACAAGGAGAUAAACUGAUUGCGGACUUCACAACAGCAGUCCGAAAUGAACUGGAAAAGAGGAACUCAGAACUGGAAAAAUGUCGUCAGUCUGUUAACAAAGAAAUUGUUGAAUUGUUCACUGAUGUUAACAGACUGAUAGUGGAAAGUAAAGAAUGUCUGAAAUUCGGCGAAACUCUCCUCAGAUCUACGUCACUUCCUGAUAUGAAAAGACAUGUUUCCAAAUUUUCAAAAAUACAAACAAUAACAGCUGAUUAUUUAGCCACACAGCGUCCUGAAUUUCCUGAUUUGGCAAUAACUUUAGCUGAACCUGAGAAAACAGGAAGAAAAAUGUUUUCUGCAGAGAUUGGGAGAAUUUUGAGACCUGACGUAAAAUCUAUCAAGAUAACACACAAAAUAUAUUUACCGACUUCAAUAUCUGAACCAGAGGUCGAGAUAAACUGGAAGUCAGAUAGGUUAAAGCAUGAACAAACGAUUAAUGCAAAACUGGAAUCCGAUACAGAAUGUCCAUUGUUAUUAUCUAUCCUAGUGUUAGAAGGUCAAGAGUCAAACAAGAUCGUUGUUACUGACUUUAAAAACAAAUGUGUAAAAUCAUUUUCCUCUCAACACAAAACGGUUCAGAGUCUCUACUGGACCAGUAGCGGACCAGGCGACCUUGCUAAGACACGUGACCACCAGGUGCUCGUCACCCUGCCAGAAGAAAGAAAACUAUUAUAUCUGAAUGUACAAGAUGACAUACACCUGACGAAGACGGUGACAACCAAGACAAAAUACUACGGCAUAACCAUAUUGCCUCACGACAAUAUGGCGGCUUGUUCAGAGUGUGAUGAGCGUGUCGACAUACUAAACCAGAAGUGUGACGUCAUACGGUCUAUUCCUAACAAGGUGGUCCCCAACCCCGGGUCUCUAACAGUGAAAGGCGACUCUCUAGUUGUUGUAUCAGAUACCACUAACAUUGUCACAUGUGUGUCGGCAUCAGGACACGUCAUGUGGGUAUCACGUGAUUCAACAAAGUUUCAUCGACUGUAUGAUAUUGCAUGUGACACUGAGGAGUUUGUUUAUGUCUGUGAUAACGGUAGAGAUGCCAUUGUUCAGCUGUCACGUGACGGGGAGAUUAUUCGUGAUGUCAUCACAAAGAAGGACGGCCUAAAACAACCUGUGUCUCUCUGUUUUGCUCAAGACAAACUUUAUGUCACCCAACAAAAUGGAGAAAUACAAAUAUUUGGGUGGAGCCAAACGUAACAUUGACCCUACAGGGUGUAUAUCACCCAAUUAAAUCACAGAGAUGAGAAUAGUACAGUAACAAAUGUGACUAUAACUUCAACACACGGUGUUUCAAUCAACACAUACACCAUUAAUAUAAACACUAUAACCUCCCAACUUUAAAAUAGUGUUUUGAAUAGGUAUUAAGUUACUCGUUUUAGACAUAAUUGGAAGCGUCUUUGACUAUCCGAGUUCCACACAAUAAUUGUUAUCCUGAUUUUAGGAAGACUCCGCGCAUGUUUCAAGCAAGUAGUUGUUGGUACAUUGACACUAGUUCAAAUUACUGUCCACACGAAACAACAUUUUAUAACAAAAAUACUGUCACAUUUAUCCAACGGCAUUAAUGGUUGUGGGGCGAGACGUAGCCCAGUAAGUAGUAGGGACGGCACUUGGGUAUCAUGUAUGCAAAUGAGGUCACGUGAACUGCGCUUGGCCUCUUCUGAUUGGCUGACCUCUAAGCGUGGGGGCGUGGCCUAAUGGCGUCACGUUCAGUGCACUGACCUCUGAGUCAUGCAGCUGGCUGACCUUUAAGUGUGAGGACGCUACUUUAACGGGGUUAAUGGCUUUGGUAGCUGUCGGGGGGUCUAUACAAGAAACAGAUGGUGAGGAAGUCGUUAAUGGCUAUCAGAUGGCAAGAUAGCAUGCGUUUUAUGAGUGUGUUAACCGUCGGGGGUCUAUACAGGAAACAGAUGGGGCGGAAGUCGUUAAUCAAAUGGCAAGAUGGGUUUAAUCGUGUUGACGUGUGUGUCAACCAGAUGUGAGCCUUGGCAACAGGAAGUGGAAAAUUGCAAGGCAUUUGAAACGUGCCCAUAUAUGGUCAUGGCGUGGGAACACCAUGAGUCAUCCCAGAACGUGUUCAGACACGUCUUGACCUCGAGAUAGCGUUGGGACACUAUGAAUGGCGUGGGGUGUGACGUCAUGGCUGAGACAUGGCUGUACCCCACAUUAUGAUCGGCUUCAUUGGUGUAGUGGUUAUGACUGGUAGGUACUGGGUUCGUAUCCGGGUAUCAGCUGGUAUUCAGACGUUUCACUAACCACUACCUCCCACUGUCCUGGAUAGGUAGCCCCACAGUUUAAGUGUGAACGUGCGUGUGUCCAGGAUAGCGUGUUUAAACCGUAAUGCACUAUUGAACUAGUGUUAGACCGGAGAAUCUCUAUCACGCCUCCACUAAACCCAACUGUCAUAAAUAGCCCUAGAUAGCUGAAUUGUGUGUGUGUGUGUGUAUGUGUGUGUGUGUGUGUGUGUGUGUGUGUGUGUGUGUGUGUGUGUGUGUGCACGCGCCUAGGAUAGUGUGAUUGAAUAGAGAUAGAGGUACGGAAAAUAAAUAUAAACAAACAGU